Neopsephotus bourkii (Bourke's parrot) is the source of this 4078-nucleotide messenger RNA. RefSeq names its product coiled-coil domain containing 150 (gene CCDC150). The transcript is spliced from 23 exons. The record is from RefSeq and is a predicted model, not a curated record. Lineage: Eukaryota; Metazoa; Chordata; Aves; Psittaciformes; Psittacidae. The coding region runs from base 1 to 3129 and encodes 1042 amino acids.
AUGAGGAGAGAGAACGCGCUCCUGAAGCCUUCCACGGGCUUUCGCAACAGUCGCCGCACACCUCAGCCAGCGCUGUGUGCGACAGGGGCGGGCCCGGCUGCUCUCUGCCGCCUGAGACCGGGGCCAGGGGGACUCCGCGCUCCGCCCCGACCUUUCCCCCCAGGGCCCGGCCAGAGGGACCGGGAAGCCGGGUGUGAAGGGGGCGCGGCGUGGCGGGACAGAGGAGAGCCGAAGCAGAACGUCCUGAACCCCCGCCAGCGGCUCAAACCACCGUCCCGCCUCAGGGAACACUACCGCUGCCCAGCGCGCUGCUGCGCAUGCGCCGCCGGGGGCCUUGUCCCAGGCUCUGGAGGCAGGGAUCGGCAGUGGUGGGGGUUCCGUGCUGGCGGUACCUCAGCCGUGGCUGGUGAGGGUCCCCGCAGGGCGGCAAUGGCCAGGCCAAUCAUCGUGCCCAUGAGAGUCACGGCGACCGUCCCAGAGGCCUUCAUGGUGCUCCACCUGAGGAUGAACAUGGUGGAGGAGCAAACCAGUGCCCUGGUGCGAGACCUGGAGGAGCUUGGCGUCAAUGGGCAGAGCCUGGAGCAUUUCCACUCAGAGACCUCAGAAACACCCACUCAUCCCCCAGCCAUUAGCCCUGUGCAGGCCAGGGUAGCAUUUGUGGGAGAAAAUACACUGUGGAAGAACUGUGAGAUGCUGGUGAAUCGAAUGUGUCGGUUAGAGAGUGUUGUACAGACACUGAAAUCAAACAUCUUCCGGCUGCAGGCAGAAAAGGAACUGAGCUCCAAGUACACAGCCCAAUUGGAGCAAUGCUUGAAAACAGUCCACGAGGAGCAUUUGCAAGAAAUGAAGACUGUACAGCAAGAAGCAAUGAAGUUGCAUCAGCAACUGAGUGAUAUGAAAGAGGCUGAAGAAAAGGCAAAAGAAGAAGUUCAGAGACUGAGUACUGCUCUGGAGAUUACAACUUCAUCCAAGAUGGAUGUAGUAACUGCAGCUGAGGAACUGAGGAACACAAACCAGAAGAUUAACUGUAGACUUCAGGAGCUCACAGAACAGCUCUCCCAGGAGAUCAGCCUGCGGCAGUCUCUGGAGGAAUCCCAUGCAACUGUGUUGUGUUAUGUGCAGGACAUGGAAGCAAUAGUAGAAGUGAAACGAAAGCAGGUACAGAUACUACACCAGGACUGCCAAGACUUGUGUAAAGAUGUCCAGCUAGCCCAAGUGAGGCUGCAAGAGGAAGAGGAAAGAACUGCACAGCUGGAGCAACAGUGCACACAACUGAAAGCUGAGCUGGACUCCAGGAACUGUAUCAUUUCCCAGCUUGGUGAAGAAACAAAAAAUGCACAGCUGUCUUUAAGCAAAGAACGCAAGGAGAACCUGCAACUUCAGUCUAAAAUGACCACCUUGCAAGAGACAGCAGAGAAAGUACAGAUCCUUAAUGACCGCUUAAGCCAGCAAUGCUCAGAGCUCAGCACCACACUCCAGAGUGUUGCGGUGGAGAAUGCUAAACUCAUUUCAGACCAUCUGACUGUGCUUAAGGCAGAACAAGACAAGACCCAUAAGCUGCAAGAGCAAGACUCACUUCUGAAUGCUGCCCAUGCCAAUGUUCUUGGAGAGCUGCAGAGUGUGCAGCAUGAGAGGUCUCAGCUUCAAAGAGAGCUGGAGGCCUUGCGUACAGAGCAUGGCAAAUACAGGCUGAAGGCAAGCCUUGCUGAGAAGGCAUCAGCCACAGAGAGACAGCUUCUGGAACAUACUGUUGCUAGACUGCAAGAUGAACUUGAGACAGCUUUGCAAGAGAAAAGAUCUCUGCUGUCAGAGAAGGAAGAUCUUCAACAGGAGAUAAGGACAAGAGCAAAUGAAACAGUACAGGAAAGGAAUAAACUAGAAGUACUAAAAACAGAGAAUGAGCUGGAAAUUAUUUCAAUGAAGUUCACUUUGCAAACACUAGAGCAAGAGAACAAGAGGCUAUUGAACCGCUUGGAUGCGCUGGUACAUGAGCAGUAUGCCCAGCAGCAUGUGCAACAAGUGCUGGCAGAGCUGGCUGACAGCAAGAAUAAACUGACCUGUGACAAAGGAAAACUUCAGGUGGCAAUCCUGCAGCACCAGCUGGACGCAGCAAAGGAUGAUAGCAAUAAGGCAACAGCCAUGCUGGAGCAUGUGUUAGCAUCUCAUAACAAGAUGAAAGCAGCACUGGAUGUGGUACAAACUGAGCUGGUGCAUAAGGACACUGAAAUCAGCCACCUCAGAAGAGACAAGAGCCAGACUCAACCAAAAAUACAGAUCUUGGAAAGAGAACUGAAGCACUGCCAAGCCAAACUGGUCGACAUGGGAAAGCAGCACCGCAGCCAGGUGGAACCACUCUGUAAGGCACUAGAAAAAGCUAGAACAGACAAGAAGAAACUUGUUCUUUGUUUGGAAGAAUUUUUGCAGGUCAGUAACACCCUGCAGAGCAAACUGAUCCAAACUCAGUGUGAACUGAAAAGUAAAGAAACUGAAAAUCAGCAGCUGAUGCUCUGCAGGGAACAGUUAAUGGAAAAAGACAAGACUGAGGGAAAGAUGUGUGCUGCACACUUAGAGUUUUUGCAGAAACAGUUUCAAAUUGAACAAGAAGCUUCCAGGAAAGCCACAUGUCACGAAUCUGCUGAGAUAAAGAAAUCUCGUGAAGAAGAACCCUCCAAACUGGCUGAAGUUUCCUGUGCCAACAGAGAGCUGCAUCUAAAGGUAAUAGAGCUGGAAAAGUCUUUUUCCAGUUCUAGGAAAAAGCUAAGAAGUCAAAGAGCUCAAGUCAGACAGUGCCUGCCCUGUAAAGCUAAUGCAGAAAGGAUAAAGGAACUGGAAAAAACAGUCAAACAUCUGAAGGAAUAUAAAGAGGAGGCAGAAAAGAAACUGAAGGAAGCUAGCAUAGACUCAGAACAGAUUGCAACUAGCCUAAAAGCAGCUUACCGUUGGUUCAAAUCUGACUAUCUGCAGCUAGAAGCUGUGAAAAAACACCAGCCAAAGACCUGUGAAGACUGCAGCCCCAGAAAGGAGGAGAAAAAGCACGAAGAGCAUCCCACUUACACCUCCUGGGACACAGCGAGACCCAACACCUCCAGCUCACCACCAGGAAGGCCACGUGAGUUGGGCAGGAAAUGAGCUAACUUGUCUGGAUGAUUCCCAGUCCAGGGAGAGCAUCACCUGCCAGGAAGAGACUCCUAGCUAGCAUGCAGGUACUGGACAAACGGGGAACUUUAGCUGAUCUCGCAUAAUUAGAUAGGUCUGUAGCACUGAAAAGGUAUUGCAGAUAAAAGGUGCGCACAGGGCACCAUAUAUAGGGGACAUAGGGUUGCUUGUUUAAGUCAUAAACUGAUUUGAAGUCAUACCUCUCACCUGGUCCUUCUGACUCAGAUUCUUUGCACUGUGAGACUGAUAUAACUACCAUUUAUAGCAAAACAAUUACUUUGAAUGUUGAUAUGCUGCAUCUUUCUUUUCAUCACUUUUCUUUUAUCAGCUGUAGACUGGCAGGUGCUAUCAAAACAAAUCUCAGACUGGUUUGCAGAGGGUUCACAUGAAUGACCAAAGGCCAAGUCAUGUGUGUGUGGCUUGAUGCUGACGUGACUGGAACAGGGUGGAACUGGCAGGACUGGCUGCCUCUAAUGGCAGAUGAUAUCUGGGUCAUGAGAGAACACAAGCCUUGGGCUAUUUUAGAAGCAUAUAAGGAACACAUCAGGUGUGUGAUGUUACACCACACAUCAUCUUACCUUCGUAAGAAUUAGUGGAAUUUGGUCAACCUAUCCUAAUGUGGAACAACACACUGGGGAAGGAGUAGUUGGAGCAGCUGACUUACAUCAUAGUAUGUUGAAGAUGAUUAUAACAUAGACAGCUUUCAUACUUGUUCAAUGAAGGAUCAGCUCACCUUCCUCACAGCUUACUGUUCCACAUGGUUCAGUACAACCCAGCUUCAGUGCAAGUGUUCUUGUAUGCUGAUUUGCUUCAACAGAGCUGCUCACAGGCUCCUCUGUGAGCAGUGGUACUAUUUCUGUGAAGUCUAUAUGCAUUAUUUGCAAUACUUUAGUGGGGCAGGAAGCCUUGUAUACCUCUGGAG